AUGAAUUUGUUCAUGGACUGCUUAUCCAUUUACGCCCUUACCACCCACCUCUCCCGGAUCCUCUUCGGCAACCGCCCGUUUCAUCUGAAGUCCCAGCUCCCAAACGAGGACCUCGAUUCACUCAUGUCCGUCACCACUGAUGACGACCUCCAGAAUAUGCUGGAAGAGCACGACUGCAUCUCCGCCGUUACGUCCCCUACACCAUCCUGCAUCAGAUUAUUUCUCUUCCCCAUAAAGCCAGAGUCUUCAAGUUCAACGCUUCUUGAUCCGAAAGCUGACUCGUGGUUUUCUGAUGCUCUAAAUAACACGAAGAUUGUUCAGAGGGGUCAGUCUGCUGAUGCUGCUGGUUUGGGUCAGGGACUAAUGGGUUUGGAUAUUUUGGGUAGAUCGGAUUGUAAUGUAGCCUUGGAGAAUCCAGCUAAAAGCAUGAGUAAUAAUGAUGCUGAGGCUAAGGAAAUCAGUGGGGCUGUGCCGGAAUCGUUGGUAUUAGAGAGUAGCUCGUCCUUUGGGUCAACUAGUUCUUUAGUUUUAAUGUCAAAUGAAGGCCAGCUGUUGGGUCCAUUGUGA
This is a messenger RNA of Coffea arabica (coffee), 567 nucleotides long. RefSeq names its product protein PAL OF QUIRKY-like. Lineage: Eukaryota; Viridiplantae; Streptophyta; Magnoliopsida; Gentianales; Rubiaceae. The record is from RefSeq and is a predicted model, not a curated record. Gene Ontology annotation, molecular function: protein binding.